CAGGCAACUGACAAAUUUUCCCGUCAUCGAACGCACAUGUAGCUUACCCGAGUGACCUCAGAUUGUCGCAGGACCAAUGCACGCCUCUUCUGUCCAACAUUUAUGCAAGCCGGGGCAAAAGCAAUAAUUUAACGAUAAAACAUUAAAUUACUGAUUCACCCUUCCACCGAUUGAGGUACAUUUUGAGUUGUUAAUCACACCGGCUGGUAAGAGGCGCGAGAACAGUUUCCCAUGGCUGGAAUCGAAGAGCUAUCACCGGCUGUGGGCCCAGUCGAUACCCGGCCCCCAGAAGGCGAGAUCGACGAAGAUGAAGAUGAGGAGCUGGAUGAGAGUUUUAUUGAGAGGCUGUGGGGUUUGACCGAGAUGUUCCCUGAUACACUGCGUUCUGCGGCUGAGGUGACCGUAUCGAGCUCAUUCACUAUGGCCAAGAAGCUGUACAGUUUCUCCCGCGCUGCCCUGUGGGUGGGUACUACCUCGUUCAUGAUCCUGGUCCUUCCAGUGGUGUUUGAGACUGAGAGACUACAGCUGGAGCAGCAGCAGCUACAGCAGCAGAGACAGAUCCUGUUGGGACCCAACGCAGGGAUGUCAGGUGGGAUGCCAGGGAUGAUGCCUCCAGCUCCAGUGAAAAUGUGAUGAAGAUGUCAUUCAGACAGCCUUAGAGCUUUAACCAACGGGGGAAAGGGGAGGCUUUCGGAAGGAGAGAGUGAGACAAAGAAGAGGGAGGAAGAGAAUACAAAGCUGCAUCUGGUCAGCACACAUGCUCAUUCCAACAUCCAGGAUUGGUCAUUUUAGGAGGUUGAGGAGGAGGAUGAUGUCACGUCCUGGGUGUUGCAAUAAUGAACGUCCCUCUUGCUGUCUCUCUUACUCAACAUCCUGCAGAGACUGACUUCUGAGCACUGUCCUUUUAAUUAAUUUCUUUUUUUAUAUGUAUAGCGAUAUAAAUAUGUAUGUGUUCCACAGAGUUUGGACCAGGUAGAUAAUUGAAGAAAUUGGGAUAUUAGUGCGGUUAUAAGAGGUUACCAAGAGUGUGUGUGUGGUCUGAAGAACAAUGUUUUAAUGUGGGUGUGUAGCUACAUUUGGCCUCAACUAUUGUUACCUGUGUUUGGUUUGGGACCGUGUUCAUUCCACUUGUAAGUGGGAAAAUCAUGGUAGACUAGACAUGACUGUCAUCAUAGAUCUGUCAUAGUCACAGCUGGUCAUUGAGAUCUAUAGUGUCUGCUGAUUUUCGUUGUACCUCUACAACAAGAACAGGCUUACACUAGAGAAGCCAGGUAAGGUGACCAUGCCCAUUGAGUUGGUGACUUCUUGGAAUAUGCAUCUACUCAGAUGCAACAAAAGCCAGCAGGCCACAAGACUCUGCAAAGACUAAGCCAUAGAUAGGGUGUUAAAAUGUUCUUUGUUGUGAGUGUUAAAAUUCCCAUUGAACAACUGCACAGGGAUACCCAUUUGAAAAAGUGUUUGUGAUCAGAGAAUGUCUGUCACGUGUUGCUUGAGACUUGGUUUCAUUUGGGCAUUAAAGCCAAUCCAUCACAAAAUAUGCAUCACAAGUAUAUUUUGUUAAGAUUCAAACAGCAUUUUCCCUACAUACAGUAUAAAUCUGUAAAUAUAUUAUGUCAAUGUACACAUAGUCCUGUCAAGCCUGAGAGAAUGUCAGUUACUUUUCUCUGUCACUCCCUAUGGAAUUUAUGGUCUCUUACCUCAGCUUCCAGAGCUAAUUCUACGUCUGUGUUUUCGACAUGAUUGCAGGAAUAAAAACACCAACGAAAUGGACAUUAA
This is a messenger RNA of Oncorhynchus kisutch (coho salmon), 1776 nucleotides long. RefSeq names its product mitochondrial import receptor subunit TOM22 homolog. Gene Ontology annotation, cellular component: mitochondrial outer membrane. The transcript has 4 exons. The record is from RefSeq and is a predicted model, not a curated record. NCBI's taxonomy places the organism in Eukaryota, Metazoa, Chordata, Actinopteri, Salmoniformes, Salmonidae. Gene Ontology annotation, biological process: intracellular protein transport. The coding region runs from base 232 to 633 and encodes 133 amino acids.